CGCCGCCACACGCCGCGGGAGCUCGGACCAGGCGCCUGUCCCUCCUCCUCGUCCCUCGCCGCGGCCGCGAAGCCCCGAGCCGGCGGGAGCGCGGUGCACACCAUGUCGGUCGCGCUCAGCAACAGGUUCCAAGGAGGGAAAGCGUUCGGCUUGCUCAAAGCCCGGCAGGAGAGGAGGCUGGCCGAGAUCAACAGGGAGUUUCUCUGUGACCAGAAGUACAGUGAUGAAGAGAACCUGCCGGAAAAGCUCGCGGCCUUCAAAGAGAAGUACAUGGAGUUUGACCUGAACAAUGAGGGCGAGAUCGACCUGAUGUCUUUAAAGAGGAUGAUGGAGAAGCUCGGGGUCCCCAAGACCCACCUGGAGAUGAAGAAGAUGAUCUCGGAGGUGACCGGUGGGGGCAGCGACACCAUCUCCUACAGAGACUUUGUGAACAUGAUGCUGGGAAAACGGUCCGCUGUCCUCAAGCUAGUCAUGAUGUUUGAAGGAAAAGCCAACGAGAGCAGCCCCAAGCCAGGGCCCCCUCCAGAGAGAGACAUUGCCAGCCUGCCCUGAGGACGCCCCGCCUGGACCUGCCCCGCCCUCCCCUCUCCUCUUCCUCCCCUCUGACCUCGCCGCCCUUCUCGGCUCAUUCCGAUGUGUCUUGUGUGUUGUGUUUGGUCGUUGU
Sus scrofa (pig) is the source of this 664-nucleotide messenger RNA. RefSeq names its product allograft inflammatory factor 1 like (gene AIF1L). Gene Ontology annotation, molecular function: actin filament binding; calcium ion binding. The record is from RefSeq and is a predicted model, not a curated record. Gene Ontology annotation, cellular component: ruffle membrane; actin filament. Gene Ontology annotation, biological process: ruffle assembly; actin filament bundle assembly. NCBI's taxonomy places the organism in Eukaryota, Metazoa, Chordata, Mammalia, Artiodactyla, Suidae.